GGUCACAAAUUGGAGCAUUAAUGGUGGACGGUCUAGCAGCAAUUUGUAUCAUGUUUCAAAAGAUGGGGCAGAAUAUGCUGAGCGGAAUAUCAAUGGAACAAUGGGUAACCUGCUGAACUCUUACAAUCAAAAUAAAGGAUACAUGGAUGAACCUAUCAGAAAAAGGCUGGCUGGUUCAGAUGCUCAGGAUAUUGCACACAAAAAUAUCCAUGGAUCCAUGUCAAACAUCCUUCAGGGGCAAAAUGAAAGAUCAAUUAAGUCAAUGUCUCAACCUGCACCUGGAGUACCCAGGUUAAAGACAUCAGACGCAUUAGAUAUACAAAAUAAAAGUUUAAAUGGCUCAAUGUCGGGAAUAUUAAACGUCUCUCAAGGCGGUGGCAAAGUGCCAGGAUCACAGCUGAAUCCUCACCAAGUGAGAGCAAAAUUUGCAGAUGCACAGAAUAAUGUCCAGUAUGGAAAUAACGGAACAAUUGGUGCCCUAGUUCUUAACCCAGGAUCUACAAAUGUUUGUGAUGAAAAGGGGAAAUAUGAGGAUAAGCAGAGAAGAGCUGCAGAUGCUAAGAGUGCUCCACCAGUAGAGCGGGUCAGAACAGAUGAUGCUGCCCGGAUAGCUAAACUUGGUAAAACUGGAACAUUUGGUAUCCUCAAUGGAAACUCGAUUACACCUAAUGAUGCUAAAUGCAAACAAUUCAGCAAGUCAGUAAAGCAAGGAUUUCUAGCAUCACAGCAACAACCCAAACCCCGUACACGUAACCAAGCAGCUAACAAUAACAUGAACCAUGGGAAUAUCGGGAAAUUGGGAGUUUUGCUCCAGGGCAAGCCACUGUCUAUCAACACAGAGCGGAAUAAAUAUAAUGAAGGAGUGACACGUGCGCUGAAAGCAGAAGUCGCGCAGCCUGCACCACGAGUGCGUCCAGAGGCUGCAGAAAUCGCAAAUCAGCACAAAGGCUUCAUCAAAAACCUUAUUGUUGAUGUUUCUAAUAAACCCAAACAAGUAAGAAAAAGUGCAAGUGUAGAUCAACUUAAUUAUAAUCGGAUGAAAAAGAAAGAAAAAGAAGGUCAAAAGAAAAUGCAGCCAUCAGAUUCCAAACCAUUGUGGAAGAACAGCAAAUACGAGAGGACAGAAAGCCGAUUAAAACAAUGGAUGGACGCCACCUAUGGAGCAGGAUCCCGUCCUGGUACCCCGGCUUCAAGGCCUGGUUCUGCAGGUGGAAAGAAACCUGCACCAGCAGCACAAACUAAACCUGCUGGUGGUGCUCUAAAGAAAUCAGCUUCAGAUUCAUGUUUAAAGAGGAACUUUGUAGCAGAGAAUGCGAAGAAGGCCAGAGCAGCUCCAAUCAGAGUGGAUCCUAUGAAGCUGCACGACCGAAAAGUAGCUAAGAAAAAAGAGAAUGUGAGGAAAUCUUACCAGCGCGGGACCGUCCCGGAUUAUUUAAAGGAGCGAGUAUCGCAGUGGAAGGAAGAAGAAAUAGAAAGAAUAGCUAAUCUCCCUGACCCCACUGUGCCUGAUGGUCAUGUGGUUAUGGAUCCCAAGGAGAAGGACGAAACUCUCGCUGUUCUCACUAAAAGUCGAGAGAAGCUGUUGCUACAAUUACAGAACAUGCCCCUGAGGAACGACACACUCCGCCGUCACAACACACGCAACCAACUGGAAUCUAAAAUCGGCGAAAUUGACGAUGCUAUCAAGAUAUUUUCCCGACCCAGAGUCUUCAUUAAACAAGAAUGAAAGAUUUUUGUUGUUUGGGACAGUUCCAGUUUUCAGAAAGAAUUAAAAAUAUUAAAUUAUUACUGAAGUCGUUAAUCUCAUCUGAAUUUAUUAUGACAUGUUAGUUAUUCCGGAAGUUCAGGAUCAUGAGACACUUUCUAUCGGGAUCACUCCUUUUUUUAACUUUGCGAAGAGGGAAAAGUCAUUUGCUGAACCUUAAUGGUGUGUUUGUUGUUAACUGUGAAGUUUGAUCGCAGUUUAGUGCAUAUUAUGUACAACAUAACUGCCACCAUUAUUGUGUACAAUGUAUUGGUAUACACGUGUUUAUUGUAGAAAAGCUGAUGCAUUUUUACAAAUGCCCGUUGAGAGUACCGCAAGAUGAAAUCUUUGAUAGAAGUUAGAACAUCUGAAUUUUGAUGUUGCACAUCUUUCUGACGCAGUCGAAAUAUUAAAUUUGAUAUGACAUUUUUGGACAACAGAAGAUAUUUGUAUAGAAUGCACAUUGUCAAAUUUUGUUUUACUUUUAGCAAAAUCAUUAA
This is a messenger RNA of Bolinopsis microptera, 2244 nucleotides long. RefSeq names its product enkurin domain-containing protein 1-like. The coding region runs from base 101 to 1726 and encodes 541 amino acids. The record is from RefSeq and is a predicted model, not a curated record. Gene Ontology annotation, cellular component: cytoplasmic microtubule. The transcript is spliced from 12 exons. NCBI's taxonomy places the organism in Eukaryota, Metazoa, Ctenophora, Tentaculata, Lobata, Bolinopsidae.